Messenger RNA from Rhododendron vialii, 1224 nucleotides. RefSeq names its product U1 small nuclear ribonucleoprotein C. Gene Ontology annotation, biological process: mRNA splicing, via spliceosome; mRNA 5'-splice site recognition; spliceosomal snRNP assembly. Gene Ontology annotation, cellular component: U1 snRNP; nucleus. Gene Ontology annotation, molecular function: pre-mRNA 5'-splice site binding; zinc ion binding. The transcript has 6 exons. The record is from RefSeq and is a predicted model, not a curated record. Bases 427 to 1017 code for a protein of 196 amino acids. NCBI's taxonomy places the organism in Eukaryota, Viridiplantae, Streptophyta, Magnoliopsida, Ericales, Ericaceae.
GCAUACUCCAAAGCUGACCGAACCGCCUAAGAGUCGCAAUGAACAAUGGUUCUACGUUAUAUCCAAUUAGACCCAAAGAACUCAAAACCGUAUCACUCUAAACCAUUGGAGGCCGAAAUUGGAACCGGAGAGAUUCAACUGUAACGUGUUCACUGCAAUUGCUUUCGUCAAAGAUUGGCCGCCCUCCAGAGGCGUGGUCACCGACAACACUUCAUAAGGUGUGCUUGCUAAUAACACUUUCAAUUUCAAUAUACACACGUUUCCACCAUCGUCAAUUUUACCGCGCUCUCGUUCGCUGUCUUCUUAGUUAGGGCACGAACUGUCUCCUUUCCUCACCCCAAAUUGCACCGAUCCUUCGAUCUCUCGCCCGUCGAUUUAGAGCCUGAACAGAGAUUUCUGGUCAUUUGGCUCUCUCUGUACACAACCAUGCCGCGGUAUUAUUGUGACUAUUGUGACACUUACCUGACACAUGACUCGCCUUCUGUUAGAAAACAGCACAAUGCAGGGUACAAACACAAGGCGAACGUCAGAACCUAUUAUCAGCAAUUUGAGGCACAACAAAAUCAAAGUUUGAUCGACCAAAAGAUCAAGGAACAUCUCGGGCAAACUGCUGUGUACCAGCAAGUUGGUCCUGCAUACAACCAAAUGAGGCCCCGUUUGCCUAUUCUUCCUACUCCCAUGAUGCCUGGCCAAUUUCCUGUUAAUUCACUACCUGGAGUUCGACCACCAGUCUUCCCAAGACCACUUCCUGGUACACCAGGUUACAUGUCUGCUCCUAUGAUGCCACCAAUGGUGGCACCACCUGGUGCUCCAAUGCCCGGUCAAGUUAAUGGUCCCCCAAGACUACCAACAAUGAGUGGCCCCACAGGAGUUCCUGGAAGCAUGGCGGCACCCACUGCUAGUGGUCCCGCCUCAAUGGUUUUUCCAGUUACAUAUCAGGCUUCUUCAGCGGCACCCACAAGUGGAGGUGGCGGUGGUUUCGAUUUGAAUGCUCAGCCUCCUGAGGCUAAUCAUUAGACUGUCGUUUUUUUCAUAAUAUUGGAUCUACGAGCGGUAUGAUGUUUUCGAGCUAAAAAACAUGGUGCAAGGAAGGUGGACUAUGUCAUCGAAGGAGAGUAGAUCACUGCCUUUUGUCUGCAGUAGUAGUUUAAGGUUGCUUUUGUGUUUGUCUGUGUGAUUUUGGUUAUUUCAAACAGUGACUAUAUGAAUCUUCAUCAUUUCAUC